Messenger RNA from Linum trigynum, 920 nucleotides. NCBI's taxonomy places the organism in Eukaryota, Viridiplantae, Streptophyta, Magnoliopsida, Malpighiales, Linaceae. The record is from the annotation of a GenBank genome assembly.
CACGUGUGCAUUUGAGCAACAUAACUGGGUUAAGUGUUGAGUAGUUUGCAGAGAGGGAGAGGCGCCUUUGAUGGUGAUGAUGGUUCGUUCUCUAAUGGCGGCAGCAGCACCAAAUUCGUCGGCCACUACCAUUAGUAUUAGCAACAGCGCCAAUCACAAUGCUGCUGCAGGUAGUACUCCACCGCUGCCCUCGCAACUGGUAGUACCUCAGCCGUCCCGUCAUAGCUCGAUCACCCGCAGGUCUGUGGGCUUGAGUUUGACGGGUGGGCUAGUGGGCCUGAAGUUUGUUUCGCCGGAGGGCGCCAAUGCAGCGGCGAGAAGGCCUCCGCCGUCCCCGCCGGCAGAGAAGGAGGACCCAAACAUCAGCGGAGUCCAAGCGAAAAUUUUGGCUAGCAAGAAGAGAAAGGAAGCCAUGAAGGAUAUGGUGUCAAGGCUGAGAGAGCAAGGAAAAGCCUUGGAAUAGAAGAGGCCAUCGUAACAUGAUUUAUGUACAACUCCCUCGUUUGUUAUCGGACUAUUGAUCAUCAUUAAUCACCUAGUUUCAUUUCAUAUAUAUAUAUAAGACACUCUUUGCGUAUUCAUGGUACCAGUCCAUUGCUUAUAGAGCUUGUUUUUCAUUAACAAAUAGUUCAAAGCAUGAAAAAGAGUCUUGCCUAUAUAGGUGUUGUAUAGGGGUGUUCAGACGGUGUGGUAUUCAUUGAAACCGUUUUAAACGAUAGUAUUUGGCAAAUUUGGUUUGGUUAAUUUUGAUAAUGAUUUGGUUUGGUUAAACAUUUUAGUUUGUUUGGUUUAGGUGGUUUGGUUUAGUUUCAAACACUGUUAACCAAUCAAACCAAAUUAACAUGUUAAAUAAUUAGCCAUGGUAAUCAUUUAAAUACCCCUAGUGUUGUAAGCUACAACAAUAAAAUGAGAAGAUAAUC